Molecule: messenger RNA, 2861 nt
Organism: Sarcophilus harrisii (Tasmanian devil)
Lineage: Eukaryota; Metazoa; Chordata; Mammalia; Dasyuromorphia; Dasyuridae
Gene: ASNS
Product: asparagine synthetase (glutamine-hydrolyzing)
Exons: 12
Coding region: 200-2320 (706 amino acids)
Cellular component (GO): cytosol
Molecular function (GO): asparagine synthase (glutamine-hydrolyzing) activity
Source: RefSeq, a predicted model, not a curated record
GAGGGGGUGGAGCCGGGGAGGUGGGCGGGAACCUGGCUGAGACCGAAGAGGGUGGGCCGGGUCCACCCCGGCCCGCCCCUCUGUCCUGGCCGCCUGGGCUCAUUCGGAGGCUAGCCCGGCGGUGACUCGGUCAGACGCCUUCGCUGCACGCGCGCGGUCCGGAAGAGUUCCGUCAUCCGGGGUAAACUGAGGCUCGGCCAUGUGCGGCAUCUGGGCGCUGUUCGGCAGCGAUGAGGGCCUGUCGGCGCAAUACCUGAGCGCCAUGAGCGUCGCCCACCGGGGCCCCGACGCUUUUCGCUUCGAGAAUGUGCACGGCUUCACCAACUGCUGCUUCGGCUUCCACCGGCUGGCCGUGGUGGACCCCGUGUCCGGCAUGCAGCCCCUCCGCCUGCAGAAGUUCCCCUCCCUGUGGCUGUGCUACAACGGCGAGAUCUACAACCACCGGCAGCUGCAGAAGCACUUUGGGUUUGAGUACCAGACACAGGUCGAUGGGGAGAUCCUGCUCCACCUCUACAACAAAGGGGGCAUCGAGCAGACGGCCCCCAUGCUGGAUGGCGUCUUCGCCUUCAUCCUGCUGGACACUGCCAACCGCAAGGUGUUCUUGGGGAGGGACACGUUUGGCGUCCGGCCGCUGUUUAAAGCGCUGACGGAUGAAGGAUUUCUGGCCGUGUGCUCUGAAGCCAAAGGCCUGGUCAACCUGAAGCACCCCGCGGCCCCCCAGCUGCAGAUCACCCCUUUCCCCCCCGGCCAUUACGAAGUCCUGGACUUGAAGACCAACGGGAAGGUGGUGUCUGUGGAGCUGGUGAAGUUCCACCAGUGCCGGGACCCCCCCCUCCACGCGCUCUACGACCCCCUGGAGAAGCUCUCCUCAGGCCUGGAUCUUGAAACAGUGAAGGGCAACAUCCGGCUGCUCUUCGACCGCGCGGUUCGCAAGCGCCUGAUGACGGACCGGCGCAUCGGGUGCCUCCUGUCAGGCGGUCUGGACUCCAGCUUGGUGGCCGCCACGCUCCUGAAGCAGCUGAAGGAGGCCGAGGUCUCCUACCCGCUCCAGACCUUCGCCAUCGGCAUGGAGGACAGCCCGGACCUGCUGGCCGCCCGGAAGGUGGCGGCCCACAUUGGGAGCGAGCACCACGAGGUCCUCUUCAGCUCCGAGGAGGGUCUCCAGGCCCUGGACAAGGUCAUCUUCACCCUAGAGACCUACGACAUCACCACCGUCCGAGCGUCCGUCGGCAUGUACCGGUCUCCGUACAUCCAAAACACGGCAGCGUUGCGUCUUCCGGGAGAGGGGCUCGGGAAGUCACCCAGGGUCUCUCCCACCAGGAUUGGUAGAGGAACCCCCCUGGAAAACUCCAGACUCUCUCCAUUACCCUCGGCCGAGACCCAGGAGGAAGUAAAGGCUUCUGAAGGGCUCACCUCUUUCGUCCUCGGGACGGACCCCCGGCAUGGUGGGUAUCUGGGGCUCACGGGACCCUCGGCCAGGGCCCAUGCCUCCCCUGGGCCCCCUCCCUUCGGGCCGCCCCAUAAAGUCCCUGCUGAGCCACCUGGGAUGGGCCGAGGGCCCGGAAUGAGGAUGUCCGAGGGCCAGUGGCCGGGCCGGGCGGGGGGGGGCCCACCAGAGCUCCUGGAGCCCCGCCAUUGGCGGGGGGCAGUGUCCAAGGGACAGGAGGACAAGGUGCCUCACCCAUGCUUGUGGCCUCCCAGGCCGGGCCAGUGGGGAAGGAGCUGGGCAGAAGGGGAGCCUCUGCUGCCCAGCCCCGCCCCCAGCAGCGGGACCGUAACUCACGGCCGCCCCUGGUCAGAAGCGCGUCAGGGCCUCGGGGAGGCGCCGGGGCUGGGGGUGCAGCCCUCUCCCCACUUCUGUUCUCUCUCCAGCCUAGAGCUGCGGGUCCCGUUUCUGGACCACAGAUUUACUUCCUAUUACCUGUCGCUGCCCCCAGAGCUGCGGAUCCCAAAGAACGGGGUGGAGAAGCACCUGCUGCGGGAGGCCUUUCAGGACUGCGGCCUGCUGCCCAAGGAGAUCCUCUGGCGGCCCAAGGAAGCCUUCAGCGACGGCCUCACCUCCGUCAAGAAGUCCUGGUUCACCAUCCUCCAGGAGCACAUCGAGCAUCAGGUCUCUGACUCGCUGCUGGAGAACGCUGCCAAAAAGUUUCCCCUGAACACUCCGAAGACCAAGGAGGGCUACUACUACCGGCAACUCUUUGAGAAGCACUACCCCGGCCGAGCCGACUGGCUCCCGCACUACUGGAUGCCCAAGUGGAUCGAGGCCAGCGACCCCUCGGCCCGCACGCUGGCGCACUACAAGUCGGCCGCCAAGGAGUAGCCCCGGGCGGGCCAGGCCGGCCCCGGCUCCCGGGAGGCGGCGGCCAGGGGCCCUCCCCGCUCUGUACCCGCGCAGCCCAAUAAAGUUUUCAGCCAGAUGCCACGCAGGCUGUUUCCCGGUGUCCUCUCUGUGCUUCCCUCGCACAAGGGUCUAAGGACACCGAAUAGCUGAGUUACGGUGGAUAAGGAUGCUGCCCAUGGUGGGGCGGGGGCGGGGCGACGGGGCCUGUCCCCAGGAGGCGCAAGGGGCGCAGGAAGCCUGGUCCUCAGGGACCCAAGGCGGGCUACGGGACCCGCGCCUGUCCCGGCUGUUCAGUCUCUGAGAGUCGGCGGUCCCGGGGCGGCUGCAGAACCGGCCCCGUCACCGCCGGGCUCGGGCUGAGCUUAUACCAGGGCAAAGCAGAAAGAAGUCCUUCUGAACCUGGCGACUCGCAGCAAACGGGCCCCACUGGAACAGGAACUGGACUGUCCGAGGAACCACAAAUCUUCCGGACUUUGUACUGUCUAAAAGCAUAUAAUAAAAUCACCAUUUUCAAAGCCGA